GUCAGUUGUCACGCUGCCAUUGUGUGCGUACUGGCGGUGCCGGGCGUCCUGCCCUUGGUCUUCCACUCCUUCUGCAGCUCCUUGGGUGUGGCCUUCUUGACCUCCACCCACUUGUUCUUGAACUUGUGGUACGUGUUGUGCGCAACCACCGCAUCCGCACCCUCAGGACUCGCAAAGGUAAUGAAACCGAACCUGACCGACCAGAGCAAAGCAGACAGACAUACAGGGGGUGGAUGGAGCGCUCCGUGUCCGUUCGGGUGUCAUUCGCUCACCCCCUCGGCUUUUGUGUGUCCCUGUCCUUCAUGAGCACGGCAUCGACCACCUUGCCAAAGUUCUCAAAGUAAGAGCGGAACUCAUCUGUGACACAACGCACACACACACGCACACACACACACACAGAGGACACACUGAGGCGUGCGUCAGACUCCGCGCAUCGGGGUGUGUGUGUGUGUGUGUGUGAGGGUGCGUACCUUCUGUGAGGUCCGGCAGCCCGCCCACGAAUAUCUUUUCAGUCCUGAACGAUUGAGGGACGUCAACCUGAACGGACGGACACACGACAGAAACGACACGUGGGAUAUGCCGGAGGUCAGUCUGUCAUCCUGUGUGCCUCCCUGACGUUGUGCGAAGGCUUCGACGUCGACACGGAGGUCGUCCCCGGCAGCGCAUUGCGGGGGGCUGCACGCUUCACGUCAACCUGUACCCAGACACACACACACACGCGGCCGGUGCCUCUCUGCGUGUGCGUGAGUGUGUGUGUGUGUGUGUGACUGUGUACCUCCUUGCUGUCGAGCUGGUGUUUCCUUUCCCGAAGACACCGCUCCAUGCUCGGCUCGUCUGCGUAGGUCACGAAGCCGAAACCACGGCUGCGACCUGCACACGCACACGUACAAUGUGUGUUGUGCGUAUUUGUGUGGACGGGCGUUAACUGAGAGUGUGUGUCUGUGUCACCUGUCGAGCUGUCGUACAUCACGAUGGCAUCGGCCAGAGGGCCGAACCGACUGAAGUACUCGUGAAGCGUCUCUGAGGCAACACACACACACACACACACACAGUACACAGUACACAGUUCGCACGCCCAGCCAGCACUUCACAAGCAAGCUCCUCUGAUCUUUGUCUUUGCUCAACCGUGACAAGCUCAUCGACACGAGCGCUCCCCCGCCCCCCGUGUGCGAGUGUCCCCUCCUUUGUCCCUCACCCUUGGUCGUCUCCUGGGACAGCCCUCCGAUGAACAGCUUGAGACCGUCGUACACGCCGCCGCCAUCAAACGACAUUCCAACGCAGCGCACACAAGGACACCGUCUCUCGGGAGGCGACGCAACGCCUUACGGGCACCCUUGAGGCAGAAAUGGACGGGCGGCGACGACCCAGAGAUAUGCGCGUCUGAGCGCCAGGUGGCGAUCUCCUUGAAAAAUGGUCGAGAAAUGGUGUGAGAACACCUCUGUAGCUUCUCCAGAAGAGAAAAUUCAGGUCGAAAGGAGAACGCAG
Molecule: messenger RNA, 1485 nt
Organism: Vitrella brassicaformis
Lineage: Eukaryota; Vitrellaceae
Source: the annotation of a GenBank genome assembly